This is a messenger RNA of Nelumbo nucifera (sacred lotus), 1515 nucleotides long. Its product is annotated as plasmodesmata-located protein 7-like. Gene Ontology annotation, cellular component: plasmodesma. NCBI's taxonomy places the organism in Eukaryota, Viridiplantae, Streptophyta, Magnoliopsida, Proteales, Nelumbonaceae. The record is from RefSeq and is a predicted model, not a curated record.
UCUUUCUUUUUCUCUCGCUCUCUCGCUCUCUCGCUCUCUCUCUCUGGCUCUCGUCGUCAAGACUCAAAGAAAACAUACCAACCAGAGAGAGCGAAAAGACGACAUGGCUCGGCCUAGACUUCCUUCUCUCUUCUUUCUGUUAUCUCUCCUGCUCGCCUUCUCUCUCCUCCCAAGCCCAGCGCUUUCCGGCAUAGACUCCUUCAUCUACGGUGGCUGCUCUCAGCUCAAAUACACCCCGGCCUCAGCUUACGAGACCAACCUCAACUCCCUCCUCACCUCCCUGGUCAACUCCGCCUCCUACUCUACAUACAACAACUUCACCAUCGUGGGCUCCAGCUCACAGGACGUCGUCUACGGCCUUUACCAAUGCCGCGGCGACCUCUCCAUGCCCGACUGCUCCCAGUGCGUCGCUAGCGCCGUGCGCCAGCUCGGCGUCCUCUGCAUGGGCUCCUGCGGUGGCGCGUUGCAGCUGCAGGGGUGCUUCGCCAAGUAUGACAACACCACGUUCCUGGGCGUCGAAGACAAGACGGUUGUGCUGAAGAAGUGUGGAGCGUCGAUUGGGUACAAUUCGGACACCUUGAGCCGGAGAGAUGCAGUGCUGGCCGGUCUGUCGAGCGGAGGUGGGACAUACAGGGUGGGGGGAUCCGGGAAUGUUCAGGGUGUGGCCCAGUGUGUCGGAGACUUGAGCCCAAGCGAGUGUCAGGGUUGUUUGUCGCAGGCGAUCGGACGGUUGAGGACUGACUGUGGCACGGCUGCUUCCGGCGAUAUGUUCUUGGCCAAGUGUUAUGUCAGGUACUCGUCCAGCUCUGUUGGUAUAGGGGAUUAUUACUCCAAGGCGGAUAACGAUUCUUCUGAUGAGGUUGGGAAGACUCUCGCAAUUAUCAUCGGACUAUUAGCUGGGGUGGCUUUGAUCAUUGUUUUUGCUUCCUUCUUAAGUAGGCUGUGUGGAGAUAAAGGUAAAUAAAUGAAUAGUGAAAGUGGAAAUUGAAAUCCCCAGAAUUGCAAUCCACUAUUCCUCCUCCCUCCGUCAGCUCACUUUCGGUGGUCUUCUCGCUUCACUUUGUUCUCUUGGAUUCUACUUUUCUUUCUCUCUUUAUCUUUUUGUUCAAGUUUCUUUUGUAUUUCCCAUAAACAGAGAUUUAUAAAAGAAAGGUGGAAAAGAUUUGUGGGGACAGGUACAUUGGAAUUUGGAACAAGUGAAGAGAAAGCUAGAAAGUUAAGACGCAGGAACACCAAUAUUCCAUACUCCUCACCACCCCCACUUAUGAAAGUUCUUGUCUAAUGUGCAGAAGGAAAUGGAAAAUUCUUUUUAGAAGGUGAUAAUGUGCAUUGUAAUGUUUUUAUAGUCUGUUGAGUUGGGUGUUUUUAAGGUUUGCUAGCCUCUACUUUAUUACUUCAUUUGGCCAUUAUUUAGGGGUUGGCAAGUUAAUUUGGUUUUGCCCCCAAAAGUUAGGGUUUAAGCCUAAUUAUUAUUCUCUAAUUCUAUUCGUCAAUUCAAUAAUGUGAUUCAAUCUA